Molecule: messenger RNA, 1627 nt
Organism: Drosophila virilis
Lineage: Eukaryota; Metazoa; Arthropoda; Insecta; Diptera; Drosophilidae
Product: spermine oxidase-like
Molecular function (GO): polyamine oxidase activity
Source: RefSeq, a predicted model, not a curated record
AUUGAAAAUUUUGUAAAUUAUUAUAUGGGAAGUUGUUGUGCGAAAAAAACAAAUCAAGGGCUUCACAAUCGGUAUCAUGCAUCCAAGAGAAAAUCGCCCAAGAAACUUAGUCUGCCCCUGCACCAGGAUCCCAAAAUUCUGAUAUUGGGCGCCGGCGUUUCGGGACUCGCCUGCGCCGUCGAGCUGAAGAGGCACGGUUUCGAGAACGUGCGGAUCGUGGAGAUGUCCAAUCGCAUCGGCGGACGGAUCAGAACGAUGAAAUUUGCCGACAACUAUAUCGAUUUGGGUGCCCAGUGGGUCUAUGGUCAGCAGGAGAAUGUUGUAUAUCAAAUGGUUAAGGAAAUGAAUAUGUUGGAGCCGGCGGGCGACAUGUUUCGGCACAUGGAUUGGAUACGUUCCAGCGGACAGCGCAUGUCGCGCUCUCUCGCCCGCAAGCUGGUGAAUGUCCUCUCGUCCAUCUAUCGUUAUAAGCGCUCGGAGCUGUUCGAACGCGAGGGCACCUUUGGUGAAUAUUUGGUGGAGAAGUUUGCCGAGGAGCUGUCAAAGCCCGGUUUGAAGAAUCUCAAUCGCGAACUGGCCGCCGAAUUUUUGCGCACAUUCAAGAAAAUGGAGGGCAGCGCCGUGGACACAGACAUGAGCGCCUCCGGCUACGAGACAUACCGCACCUGUCACGGCGAAAAUCACAAUUUCCGCGAACGCGGCUUCAAGCAGUUCCUGCGCGUGCUCCUUGGCGGCGAUGAGAUGAACGAACAGGGUUUGCUCAAGGAUUGCAUUGAUCUCAAUACACGCGUCAUGCAAAUCGAUUGGGAUCGUGCGGAUGGUACCGUGCUGCUCUCCUGCGAGGAUGACAAGAAAUAUAUUGCGGAUCAUGUGGUUGUCACCGUAUCGCUGGGCGUGCUCAAGCGUAAUACCACAUUCUUUCAUCCGUAUCUGCCGCAGGCCAAACGCAAGGCCAUCAAUUUUAUGGGAUUUGGCAGCGUGUGCAAGAUUUUUGCCGAAUUCGAGGAACAAUUCUGGCAGGACAACUGGCGUGGCUUCAAUGCCAUGUGGCGCACCGAGGAUAUGAAUCAGCCGCAGCUCGAAUGGGUCUCGGACAUAUACGCCUUUCACGUCUAUGCCUGUCAGCCCCGGGUGCUGCUUGGCUGGGCGGCGGGACCCAGCACGGAGGUGAUCGAGACAAUAGACGGCAAACUGUUGGCCCAUGGGGUCGUGUAUAUGCUGAAGCGAUUUCUGCCCCAGCUGAAGAUACCGCAUCCCAAGCGCGUGGUCAGCAGCAAAUGGAGCAUCGAUCCGGCGCAUUUGGGCGCCUACUCGUACCGCUCCCUGUUGACCAACAGCUAUAAAACCGGGCCCGAUCAGCUGGCCCAACCGGUCAAUAUGCUGGCCUAUGAGCCGUGCGGUUCACGCAUGUCCUGGGAUCACAUUAUACCCAUGUCGGUGCGACCAAUUCUUCUGUUUGCCGGUGAGGCAACCAGCUCUACUCAUUAUUCCACCGUGCAUGGCGCCGUGGAGACGGGCAUGCGCGAGGCUCAACGUCUGACUGGGUACUACCAAAAGGAUUUGUAAUAUUUUUCAUUUGAUUUUCUAUUUUCAAUAUACAUUUUUGGAAGUGUUCACUACUCUCUGA